Molecule: messenger RNA, 915 nt
Organism: Apiotrichum porosum
Lineage: Eukaryota; Fungi; Basidiomycota; Tremellomycetes; Trichosporonales; Trichosporonaceae
Exons: 1
Coding region: 1-915 (304 amino acids)
Source: RefSeq, a predicted model, not a curated record
AUGGAACCUAGCACACCCGAGACUGCAAGCCCUGACGAUGUCCUCUUCAACUGGCACGAUGGUUCUGUUGAUGCGCUUUUGGCGUUCACGCGGCUCGCCCACCGGAUACUGGAGUCGCAUGUGUUGGCAGCGGCAGACGGAGUAUCCCCUCUUCGUCCACUGGUGGAGCCCGACCUUCAACAUUGUCCAGUGCUCCGCUCAUUCCUAGAUGAGGCAAUCGUCGAUAUCCAGAGGUCUAGCUGCGCGACCGCUGGUAAUGACCCAGCCACCAUCGACUGCGCGAUCCGUGAAACCCGCGUCUUGCCGAAGCAGAUACAACGCCGUCCGCCACGUAAAAACAAGGACAACGACAAGGACAAGGACAAGGACGAGGACACAACGGACGAGGAUGUGGACAAGAAGGGAGACCAACACAAAGACAAAAAGCGGGUUAAAAAGCACGCCAAGCACACCCCGCGCGGUGGGAGUACCAGACGGCAGCCGUCUCGUGCCGCGAAGUCACAUUCCUCCUCGACCACCCAAGCAGCGCACAAUUCCCACACGACCAAUAUCGUCACUUGGGCGACAGAGGUUGCCACCGAGGCAAACAACCGCGCCGUCGACCAAAGCCCAGACAUGCCCUACGAGUUGCGCACACCUCCACGCGACACUGUGCCUGUUGGUGGCGACACUCCUGGUGCCGAUCUUGGUCGCCCCUUGAUGGAAUAUCUCCUCGAACCUGGCGCGGCGCUCAAGCGCCGUGUCACUGAAAUGACGACGUAUACGAUCAGUGGGCAAGUCCAUGCAGCAGCGGACGAGUACGCGGACGUGUAUGGGGGCGACGAUGUGGUUUCGGACGCGGUGGACCCGAGGAUGUACUUCCCCCAUCCCCUGACGAGUUAUUGGCGCUCAUUGCUGACCUCGGCCACACCAUAG